Molecule: messenger RNA, 556 nt
Organism: Saccostrea echinata
Lineage: Eukaryota; Metazoa; Mollusca; Bivalvia; Ostreida; Ostreidae
Exons: 3
Coding region: 1-522 (173 amino acids)
Source: RefSeq, a predicted model, not a curated record
AUGAAAGCUUUCCUCGUAGUUUUGCUGACUUUGUUUGUAAUCGACACUACCAUUGGGGCUAGUCGAUUUCGUAUCUUUGAUUAUAGCAGUCGCGUGCGUUCUUGGGAGCAAGCACGUGCUGCAUGCCGGAGACUCGGUCGAGGCUGGGACUUGGUGAAAAUCAAUAACAGAAGGGAGGAUAAUAUUGUCAAAACAUUUCUGAGGGAGGAGUGUAGUAAUUAUGGUGAUGGUUGGUUUAUUGGCGGAAAAUCUACAAACGGCAGAUGGAGAUGGGCAGAUAACUCGAGGAUGAUAUAUAAUAAUUUUCCUCGACCUCUGCCUAGAAUCAGUUCUGCUGGUCUUCUUCGGGGCGUUCCACAGUCGACCGUCGUUAACUAUGCUGUUAUUUUCAAAAGUGAUUUUCAGUGGGGAUAUGUGGCUCCCCGUCCGUCACCGAGAAUGGGGUACAUCUGUGAAAGACAAUGUCGUUCGCCGCUUUUGGGAAUUGCCAAUCUUGGGGUGGGAAUGGUUCGUAAUAAAUAACUAUGAAAUAAAUACAUGCAAUUUAAACUUGAAA